UCACUGGAGUCAGUCCUCCUCCUCUCCUUCCUUCAACAUGCAUCCAACAAGACUUAGAACUCGUUUGUGACAAGUGUUUCCAAAGAGGCGAGUUUUUAUCCGUUAAGUCGAGCAGAUUGUUUGUGAGUAAAGACUGAAAACGGGGAGAAACUGCGCGUAUUUUUUUUUCCUCCGCCGGGAGCCAAUAACAGGCGGACUCAAGAGGGAUUUUUUUUUUUAAAUUUUAUUUUGAGGCGGAAUAAUUUGGUCCAAGCCCUCACUCACCGACAUGGAGUACACGUCUUCCCCGAAACCUCAGCUCUCAUCCCGGGCAAACGCUUUCUCCAUAGCCGCCCUGAUGUCCAGUGGGAAGCCCAGUAAGGACAAAGAGACGGAGGAGAACACCAUCAAGCCUCUCGAGCAAUUCGUUGAGAAGUCCUCCUGCAACCAGCAGUCUCUGCCGGACCUGUCAUCUCUGGACGGUCAUGGAGACUUCAGCGGGAGCGCGCCCGCGGUGUGCACGGAGCCGCUCAUCCCCACCAAUCCCGGCAUCCCUAGCGAGGAGAUGGCGAAGAUCUCGUGCAGCCUGGAGACCAAAGAGCUGUGGGACAAGUUUCACGAGCUCGGUACCGAGAUGAUCAUCACCAAAUCUGGAAGGAGGAUGUUUCCCACCAUCCGGGUCUCUUUCUCCGGGGUAGACCAGGACUCGAAGUACAUCGUGUUGAUGGACAUCGUCCCGGUGGACAACAAGCGGUACCGGUACGCCUACCACCGCUCCUCCUGGCUGGUGGCCGGCAAGGCCGACCCUCCUCUGCCCGCCAGGUUGUACGUUCACCCGGACUCUCCGUUCACCGGAGAGCAGCUGAUGAAGCAAAUGGUUUCCUUCGAGAAAGUCAAACUGACGAACAACGAACUGGACCAACACGGACAUAUCAUCCUCAACUCCAUGCACAAGUACCAGCCGCGGGUCCACAUCAUCAAGAAGAAAGACCACACCGCCUCGCUGCUCAACCUCAAGUCCGAGGAGUUCCGCACCUUCGUCUUCAUCGAGACCGUCUUCACCGCCGUCACGGCCUAUCAGAACCAGCUGAUAACCAAACUGAAGAUUGACAGCAACCCCUUCGCCAAAGGUUUCCGGGACUCGUCGAGGCUGACAGACAUGGAGAGUGCAUGGCUGCAGGUACCUGUGCUUUGGCAUGGAGGGGUGGAGGUCGUCGUCGGAGAAUCAAGUGCUAAGUCACAUGCUGCUGCUGACGGGGAAAGGGCUGAAUUAGCAGCUAUGGAAAGUGUUGAGAAUCUGAUCCACAAGCACUCGUACGCCCGGUCGCCGAUCCGAACCUAUGCCGGCGACGAGGAGAACCUGGGCGAGGACGGACACUCCGCACACGCCAGAGGUUCAGCGUUCACCGCCUCAGACAACCUCUCCCUGAGCUCCUGGGUCACCACCACCUCGGGCUUCUCGGGCUUCCAGCACCCACAGUCCCUGUCGGCCAUGGGCACCAGCGCCGCCUCCCUGCCCCACCCCAUCCAGGGUUCUCUGCCCCCCUACAGCCGGCUGGGCAUGCCGCUGACGCCCACCGCCCUGGCUGGAACCAUGCAGGGCAGCGGGCCGUCCUUCCCGUCCUUCCACAUGCCUCGUUACCACCACUACUUCCAACAGGGGCCCUACGCCGCCAUCCAGGGACUCCGCCACUCCUCCACCGUCAUGACGCCCUUCGUAUGACUUCGUCCUGGGGAGGAGAUGGCCGAACCUCGCUCUGACGCUCAUCCCCACUCCAGUGCAAACACGACAAGUUAUUUCUCCACUCCUGCCCAUCACUCAUCCAGUUUCUAUCUUCCCCUCUGGUCUUUGUAAAUAGUUCCCCCGCAGCGAGUGAGGUGACGGUAACGGUGAAAGAAGGGCCUGCGGAAACACCAGUAGGUCCGGAGGUUUCGACUCGUGACAUUGUACAAACACUUACAACCUCAAUACAAACUAGAAAACAAAAUGCAAGACAAUAGAAGGAGCAUGUCUGAUCCUGGCCCUUGAAGAACAGAAAGUGGAUUCCCAAAUCCUCAAUUUAAACUCAUUUUAAUGAUAUUUAGAAGACCCUGCCUCCCUCUAAAGAUGUAACAGUUGCUACUGGCUACAGGGUCUCCACCGAGGCUUUAAACGAUGCUUUUUGGAGCGACUCGUCUGAUGCUGUGUUGGACUCCGAGACUCAGUCUGAGUCUGUGAACGAUUCGAUGAAACAGCUUAGCAAAGAGACGGAGCCGCCAUCUCAGCUUUCCUGUGUUUUCUAGAAGGCCAGCCAUAUGUACAGUCGAAACUCCACACUCUGUCGAAAGUAAUGUCAGAAACAUACGUUAAAAUGCAUUGUACAAAGAUGAAAAUGUUACAUUUACUCAUAGGAAGAUUCUCACUGUAGAGUGCAAAAAAAAAAAAUCAUAGGACGCAUGCUGACCGCAGUAGACAAACCUGCUGGGUGAACUUUAUAUGGAAUAAUGUGGGAUAAAUAAGCUCACCUACGACAGGGGCGAAGGCUUUAAAGGCCCGGUCACACCAGUGUUUUAAAAAGAGCAAAAUCAGUUCAUUUCAGUGGAAUCACAACAAUCUGUGGAUGUGCAAAUCAAAUAGAUGCAAAUUUUUCACAUCAGGUUCAACUUUGAUGAACUUUGGCAGGCAAAUUUGCACCACUGACCAUCGUCAAAACAUCUUGACUGUACUGACCUUUUUAAGGAACAAAGAAUCUUAUUUGACCUCCUCUGUCAGACUAUAAACUGCUUCACAAACCUAUAAUGCCUGCAGAUAAUUAUGAGACAAGAGUGAAUGAUACAAAUACAAUAAACUGUGUGAACUUACUGUCCCAUUAGCGACCAAGCUAACAGGAUUGCUAGCUUACAGUUAACACUAGUCAACUGACAGGCUAUCCCGUUUCCUAGAAAUUACAUUUAUAUAUUACUAAAUUGCUUUCCAAAUUAUGU
Thunnus maccoyii (southern bluefin tuna) is the source of this 2943-nucleotide messenger RNA. It is a transcript of the gene tbx20, whose product is annotated as T-box transcription factor 20. Gene Ontology annotation, biological process: regulation of transcription by RNA polymerase II; positive regulation of DNA-templated transcription; cell fate specification. Lineage: Eukaryota; Metazoa; Chordata; Actinopteri; Scombriformes; Scombridae. Bases 269 to 1702 code for a protein of 477 amino acids. Gene Ontology annotation, molecular function: DNA-binding transcription factor activity, RNA polymerase II-specific; RNA polymerase II cis-regulatory region sequence-specific DNA binding. The transcript is spliced from 9 exons. The record is from RefSeq and is a predicted model, not a curated record. Gene Ontology annotation, cellular component: nucleus.